AUGGAAAGGCGCGGAGAUACGGCGGAACGCCAGGAAAGGACGUUUCGAGUCGGUCGACGCUCAUGUGAUCAGUGUCGUACCCGUAAGAAGAUUGACGGCAUCGCUGAAGAUAUCGAUGGAAUCAAAUACUUGCUGCAGGCUCUUCAACUCAACGGACCCGGGGCUCAGCUUGAGACCCUACCAAUGCUCCAAAGGAUGCAGCACAACUCAGCAUCGCUCCCCAAAGAUACACAACAGAUCCCUGAAACAGACGAUGAGAUUGCAUGGGGCCAUUCAUCGCACAUGAUCGAUUUCAUCAAAGCUAUUGUGAGAGACGGAGCCUCACGAUCAAUUGAUCCUGAAGCAAACCAGGCGUAUAACGCGGUCGAAGAUUCGAAAGUCAUGCAAGCUUGGACAUUCAUCUCUGCUGCCUCGAAUCAUUGCGUAACGCUCGGUUAUAACCGCCACCAGCUCUACCGUGAGCGAGAUAGGUUUUCAUUGCUCGCUCAAAAUAAUCUCUUCUGGGCAGUCUACCGACUAGAUAAAGGCAUAUCGCUCCGGCUCGGACGAUCUUCUACGAUACGUGACGAAGAUAUUUCCUUGUUGCCAAUGCCUGAUGACCCGGGCAUCAGGACAGCUAGGAUCCAGGGACGGGCCUACGAUGAGCUGUAUAGCCCGAAAGGCCUGAUGCGUGAAGAUACCGAGCGCGCAUACAUCGCAGAAUCCCUUGCUACAGAACUGCACCAGUGCAUCAUCGAUACGCGCGCUGCAAUUUUGAAAAGUGCCGACAACCUCGCUGACGACAGUUCGGACCCAGUAGGAGCAGUCUAUAUGCAAUGCGAACUAAUCUGUCAAUACUCUUUGCUCACUCUGGUGCUCCGUGCUGUUCCUGCACCGGCAGGGGCCUUGUGCAGCAUCUCUGACGAAUGUCUCAAGGUUGCGCGCGAAGCUCUUCGCGCACAUGAGGAAUGCAUUGUUACCCGGUUUGCAGCAUCGCUAGAGCCAUCAGGUUUAGCAAAGUCAAAUUCGAUAACAGAGCCUCAUCAUCUCUACAACAUUCUUUGCAAAGCUGCGCGAUUGUUCUUAGACUUCAACACUGGUCCCGUGGAGGGCGAUUUACUUGGGCUCGGUGUAACUACGCCACUAGAAGUUAGACAUGAGGAAGGUUGGUUAGGGGAAUGGUUCUAUGGAAAUCAGCUGGUCAUGAGCGUUCUGGACGAGAAUGCCUUCUUCUGA
This is a messenger RNA of Didymosphaeria variabile, 1215 nucleotides long. RefSeq lists its product as uncharacterized. The transcript has 7 exons. The record is from RefSeq and is a predicted model, not a curated record. NCBI's taxonomy places the organism in Eukaryota, Fungi, Ascomycota, Dothideomycetes, Pleosporales, Didymosphaeriaceae. Gene Ontology annotation, biological process: DNA-templated transcription. Gene Ontology annotation, molecular function: zinc ion binding; DNA binding. Bases 1 to 1215 code for a protein of 404 amino acids.